Fusarium redolens is the source of this 5661-nucleotide messenger RNA. RefSeq lists its product as uncharacterized. The record is from RefSeq and is a predicted model, not a curated record. Lineage: Eukaryota; Fungi; Ascomycota; Sordariomycetes; Hypocreales; Nectriaceae. The coding region runs from base 1 to 5661 and encodes 1886 amino acids. The transcript is spliced from 5 exons.
AUGGAGGAAAUGACGGAUAUCCUCUCCUACGCGGGUCAGGAUGAAUCCUCCCUCGAUUACGUACCGCCUGACAUUGCCGCGACGCGCCUCGACCUUCUAAUCGGCCCAAGCGAUUCACAAUGGGUGCAGAAGCUCAAGUUUUUCUCCGACAGGUUGAAGUCGGAUACUCCCAUCAAAGACAUAAUUCGAGAAAACUUUACAUACCAUGAGAGUCGCAUGUUGAUGCCAUCUGAUCGCGCAGACGUGAAGGAAUUGCAAGCUGCCAACACAAAGCGCUACGAGGCCCUUCUGGAGGAUCGUUUUAAGGGCGUCGGGGACUCUUUGGAAACAAAGCUCACGAUGAUGUACUUUGGGCUGCCAAUUGCGCCAAUGGAGGACAUUCUCAAAGAGCUCUCCAUGGCCGUUGGUCUGGAGGAGGAAGUCCCAUUGUACAACAUCAAACCACCACUGCAUUUUCUUACAGCUCACGAUCGUCGCAACUUGGGAAAGGAUAGCCUCAAAGCCAAGGAAGCCUUCAGUUGGCCCGUCCCGAACGAGACUCCCGCCAUCCCUCAGGAUGGAUGGACUUAUCUUUAUAGCCUCUAUGGGCGCAUACCAUUUCGCACUGGCAAGUGGCGAUCAUUUGCACUCGUCCUACGACAACUGUUGCAUGGUCACCCUGACGACAUUAGGGAGAGGGAGUACAAAUACGACCUCCAUGUCUUUGACAAGAAGACCGGCGACCGGAAGACCAUUCGUGACAAACUGCCCUUAUCCAGGGAUAGUGAAGCAAUGACCUUCCUGCAGGAACACUUUGCCAAUGGCCCAGAUAAGUCACACAAGGAUUGCUGUACUCUCUUUAUUGAUCAAAUUCGGAGGGAGCCCGACAACAGAGUUGAGCACUGGGAGCCUUCCCAGCAACAACUGGAGACAGACACUCUCAGAAUUGGGCGCUCUCUUGGGUCUUUCCCCAAUGGACCUGAGAAGGAUGCCAUCAGUUAUGCUUAUAUCCCAUUCCCUGAAACCAAUACCCCAAGCUUCGUCGCUAGCAACUACGGGUCUCAGCAGUACAAUGUCUACUUCAGGGCCGCCACGGAUAUCCUCUUUGGUCGACCUAUGGGCUACUAUGAUGCAGGAUGCUCCGAGUACAACCAUGCCUUGUUCCGACUCUAUGACAAGAACAAGCCAGACGCUUCAUUGACCGUACCUGUCGUUUACGGUGCCAUGGGUCUGCCGCAAUCGGCCUGGGAGCUUCUUCACCCGUUGAAUAACCCAGGUGCUUGCUGGAUGAUUGAUUGCACCUGGCUCGACCCCGGUGUGAAACCUCUUAUCUUUCCCAACUAUUACCCAAAGCCUAACCCUCACUUGUUGGCACGCGACAGUAAUUCUGGAGAUGAGUUUCAUGAUGCCUUUCACCCGAUUUGUGAGAUUGCUACGGAGGCUUUUGACGACGAGUCGAGCACAAAGCUUGAGACAGUGUAUGUGCUUGAGGGCGACCCCACAAAUAGCUAUGGGGAUGGUAUCAAGGGCUUGGAGAUUCUUCCGAAACGUGGUUAUCGCGGUGGGAACAAUGAUUCCUGCGGACGCGACGUUGGUGAGAAGAUCGAAACUCUGUCGACCUGGUUCUUUACCGUUCACCCUCAUUUUCGUCCUGGGCACUGUCGUCUGUUCCCCGCUUGGCACGAUGGACAAAAAGUCUCUGUAGAGUUGCCACCUCUGACAUCCUCAAUCAGACAGCUCUUUGAGGCGAUAAAUCAGCUGGUAUCCAAGACCAAGUACGAGAGAGACAUGCGCCGGGAUCAUAUAUUGCUCAAAGAGACUCCUUGUGCCGACAGCCUUGGAGCUAGAGACACACCAUCGUAUCUUAUCAGCCCUGACUCAUCUGAAGUUGAAUGGUAUCGUGUGAGAGAAUCCAUCACGUCUCCAGAAAUUACAGUGUCAUUUGUCAAGAAAUCGGAUGUCGACUGGGACACAUGUAUAUCGGAGAACAACAUCUGGGGUAUUCGUGAUUUCAACCCCGAAUUUUAUGUCGUGCGCCCUCGGCUAGGCGACGAUGUUCUUGAAAUCAGGAACCUCAAAGAUGAAAUAGCCGACCCUGUCGUCAAUUACCCUUCAGAACCUCAACGUCUCCCACCCAAAACACCUGGGGAUAACGAGAAGAUUGACCGAGCACGCUCAUCCUACAGAGCUGAGGCGUUCCUGAGCCCUACGCUACCUCAUGUUGAAAUUCGAGAGCCUCCAGCUCCGAAACUCAUUUUGCCCAAGGCCCCGGUACUUCAUGGCCAGUUUGAAGCUGAGGAGGAGCAGGAGUAUGAUGUUGGUGUCUUGGCAACCAGUCGACCUGACUGGGCUAACAGGCCUUAUCCUGCACGCCUUCCUCGGGUUAACAGGCUGGUAGAUUCAGAUUCGGAUUCGGAAGCUUAUGGGUGUUCAUUGACGGGGGAUGAUUCGUCUUCGGGAGAUGGUUCAUUGUCGGGAGACGUCCCUAACCCAAGGAUUGAGAUACAAAUCUCCAGUGAUCACAGCAGUGAUGAAUCAAGCAGAGGGGACGAUGACGGGGGCAUGGAUGAUGAUAAUGGCGAUGACAAUGAAGAUGGCAAUGGAACCGAACACAUCGCUGCCUCUCAACCUGGUCCUUCCAACAGAUCACCCUGGAAUUUUGAUGAAUACGCGCCACGAGAGGCCCGAGAACGUACAUGGGCCACUCAACCCAGUAUCUUCGGUAACUUCAGAGCCGGGUCUUCGUUAGCUGAAAUUGGCAUUCCGGUGACUGCUGCGCCUGCGGAGAAGAUGCUUCGCACCUCUAACUCCGGCAAUGUCCCAAUGAUCUCCAAAGCCAUCCUCACACCUACCGAGCAGGCUGAGCUUCAGCGCGCCCUCUGGGACACUCGUAACCUGCUCCUCAAGCGCACCAUGCAGUGCAUCUUCGAGGACUGCGACUUCACCUGCCGGGUUGACGAUCAUGAGGCCAGGAAGAAACAUACUAUGGAAGCUCAUAAGUCACGAUCGUGUCCCUGGUGCGCCGAGCCUAUGUUUGAAUGGUGGGAUAAGCCUCAGAGGAUGAAGCAUAUGCGGGAGAAGCAUACCAGGGACUUGAAGAAUGUCUUGGGUAUUGUGGAUAAACCUAUUCCUAGGACGACGGCUGCAGUGCCGCGCCCAGCCCAACCUCCUCAGCAACCUCCGGGUUACCCUCAGCCAGUGGUUCAAUCCCAAUCUGCUCAACCGUUCUCUCUGGGACAGGUUCCCAAUCCUUUUACUGCACCUCGUUCAGCCCCCGCUCGCCGCCCAGCUCCUGUAGCUCCUAUGGAACCUCGUACAGCCCCGGCUCCGGCAGCUGGUACAGUGAUACCAAACAUCUCUGGCCCUGGUUUGAUGCCUAGGCGACCGCCGGUAGAGGCAAUGGAAAAGCUCCAGCUUCCGGAUCGUAUCACCAGGGCUUGGCGGCAACCGCCGAAAAAGACGGGGGAUAAAUAUAAACUCCCUCAGGCUCCACGAAGUCUCUCAAACCCCCUUGCCUGGUAUGAUAUGACUGGACCGACAGCUGUCAUCGAUCCUCCACAAUUUUGUCCCAUGAAAAAGUGCGUCUCUAUGCCUGAUAUCAGCAACCUCGGCUCUUGGGGCUUAUGGCAACACCUUAAGCAAGACCAUUGGUUUCAUACGCUUAGUAAGUGUCCAUUCUGCGAUCUUCCGUUCUUCGAAGUCCAGGGCACAGAUGGGGAAGGCAAAGAAAUAGGCAGUACGCGAAAGGAAGACGAGUGUAUCAAGCACAUGGACUGUCAUAUCUAUGAGCUCUGGCAUCAUCUACAGCCAGUCCACGAACGUCCGUAUAUGGUCUAUCCUCAGAACACCCAGAGCCCAGUGAGGGGAGAGGUGGAAACUGUCCGGAGGAUCAAAGAAACGGCGGCUGAAGAGAUAGAAGCGAGAGCUCAAGAGGCGGCUAGAAAAAAGACUGAAAAGGAAGCCAGGAAGAAGGCCGAACAGGAAGCCGCCGCUCGAGUUGAAGAUCUAGUUCAAGCUCGACAGUGCAGACCUCCGCCUGUCAAGAAGUGUGCCUACUUCGGGAAGUGCGGUAUUGUCAUUGGGGAUAUGGAUGUAAAGGAGUAUCGUCGUCAUAUUAGGGAAUGGCAUGAAGAGGAACAGGUGCACUUGCUCCCAUCAGAUGACGAGGGUAAGAGCAACGAUGACGAGGCAGAUCGCGGUGAUCAUAGCGAUUCUAGCAAGCGACAGUCUUCUGUUCUUAAACCUGCUCGUGGAAAUCCUUCUCCCGCUAGAAAUGCCUCGAUGAGCAAAUCUCCGACUCCGCGGGUGACUGAGGUCUCUUCAGACGAUGAGGUUGUGGAUGAGUCCAACCAGUCAGCUGGUGCUGUGGUGGUAACCAAGAAGCCUGCCCCCAAGAAACCCCCUGCGAAGAAAGGGGGCAAGAAACGCAAGGCCCCAACACAGGAGAUUGAAUCGACAAUUGAGAGUCACAGUGAAGCCGCUUCUACAGUUUCUCGUGGUCGACGGCGAUAUGCCAAGAAAGCUCAAGCCGAACCACCUGAGACAGCGACUUCCUCCACUGAAGCACAAAGCAGCGAGGCUCCGAGCCCUGCCGCCGGAGGACGAGCCCGGACCAAGAAGGCCAAGAAGACUCUCGGUACGGGAGAAAAGGAUGGCGAGUAUGAAGAUGAUGGGUACGAGACGGAUGACUACGACGAGGAACCGAAUGAGCAAGGAGGAAAGCCCUUUCGUCGUCGAGCCAAGUCUCCAGACUGGGUGAAGAGACUCGGUCCUGAAGAUCCCGACUUUGAUCCCGAUGAUGACAUGUAUUGCUCCAAAUGUCUCCGCAAGGUACCUAAGAAGCGAAGCAAGAGUCCCAACCACUCGCCCAUCGGUCGCGAUGCAGAAGUCGAGGCUCAUACCGACAAGCAUCGAUGCUGUGGUAUCCGCAACGCUCCAGGCUCUAUCGAACAUCUCCCCAACCGCAGCGGCUGGAUCAAAGGCUCCGAUAUCCCCAAGACACUCGGCAAAAUCAAGAAAUCAUUCCGCCGCCGCUACCCAACAUACGCACGCACGGUCUAUCCCACCAACUCAAACGACCAGUUCGCAUCAGUCUGGCGCUCCGAUCCCAAUAACGAAGAAAACAAAGAAUGGUGGGACAUUCCCUGGCCUCCUUACGAAGGAGAUCCUCCCUUCCCUGGAUCGUGGGAGGCACCCGAUCUGCCAUGGGACGAUACCUCAGCUGGACGAAGGCGACGCGAGAUGUAUACCGGAGUACAGGUUCAUGAUCCUCUGUAUAGGUACCAGAGCGACUCUGACACUGAUGGGUCGAUGCAGGCGGCUGUUCCGGAGGAUAUUAGUAAUCUGAACAUUGAUGCUAAUCCGGCACUGAAGAGGCCUGAGAGUGCGAUUACUUCGAUUGAGGAGGCGACUGAGGAACCUGCUGCGAAGAAGGCCAGGACUGGGACUAAUACUGUCAAGCGUAGUAAGAAGGCGGGUAAAGCCAGCACUCAACCUUCGCGUGCUUCGAGUCGAAUUCGAAUGCAGAAAACUGCUACUGCUUCGCCUGCGCCGUCGACUGCUCCUUCAACAGCGGCAGCAGCGGCACCUGCUUUGAAACCUGCUUCUUCAAAAGCAGCUGCUUCAACGACUGCGACUCUGGCUCCAGAGCCUGACUAUGAUAGCAGUGAUCCCGAUAGGUGA